UGUGAAGGUGUCUAAUUGAAUAAAGCGAUUGAUAGAUAUUACUACAACACUGUAUACUACUGAAUUACUACUACUGCUACUACUUACUACCACCAGAGCCAGCAACUACUACUUGUAACCACCACCACCAAAUGAAUUCAGAAAACAACCCUCACGAGUCAACGUCGACAUCCACUUCUCCAACAACAGGGUCUUUACCGCUUCCAAUAGCAGCAAUGGAACAGCAAGAUAAUCUAACAUCACCAAAACAAUCCACUGCCCAGGCAGCAACGUCAGCAUCACCGCCCAAGAAUUAUUCCCGGACACCGACAUCGUGGGACGCCGAAGAUGACAUUCUACUUAUGCAUCUCAAAGACACCCAGAAACUAGGAUGGAAAGAGAUUGCCAGUCAUUUCACCAAUCGUACCCCUAACGCUUGUCAAUUUCGAUGGAGACGAUUAAAGUCUGGGAACUUGAAAAACCCUCCCAAGUCAGCUGCUGCUUUGGGUAAUCAAAUCAACACC
Messenger RNA from Spathaspora passalidarum NRRL Y-27907, 503 nucleotides. RefSeq names its product SANT/Myb-like DNA-binding domain-containing protein. The annotation marks the transcript as partial. The transcript has a single exon. The record is from RefSeq and is a predicted model, not a curated record. NCBI's taxonomy places the organism in Eukaryota, Fungi, Ascomycota, Pichiomycetes, Serinales, Debaryomycetaceae.